AAGAAGUGAGAUAUUGAUGAAGGAAGAGAAAGCCAUGGCAGUGAGUGAGGAAAGUGCUGAUACCAGAAGAACAAUUCCGUCGUUAAAAGAACACUUUGUGCUGGUGCAUGGCAUUGGUGGAGGAGCUUGGUGCUGGUACAAAAUCCGGUGCCUUAUGGAGAAUUCUGGCUACAAAGUCUCAUGCAUAGACCUCAAGAGUGCAGGAAUUGAUCAGUCUCAUGCUGAUUCUCUUCUUUCUUUUGAUGAUUACAACCAACCCCUCAUGGAUUUCUUGUCUGCUUUGCCAGAAAAUGAACAGGUGAUUUUGGUGGGGCACAGUGCAGGAGGGUUGAGUGUUACCAAGGCUUGUCACAAAUUUGCCAAGAAGAUCCGUUUAGCUGUGUAUGUGGCAGCAACUAUGCUCAAGUUAGGAUUCACCACAGACGAAGAUCUCAAACAUGGUGUACCUGACCUAUCUGAGUUUGGAGAUGUAUACCAGCUAGGAUUUGGAUUGGGAGAGGAUAAGCCUCCAACCAGUGCUAUGGUGAAGAAAGAAUUUCAACGCAAAAUCAUAUAUCAUUUAAGUCCACAUGAGGAUUCAACCUUAGCUUGUAUGCUGUUGAAGCCAGGACCUAUUAAAGCAUUGACAAGUGCUAGGUUUGUGGAGGAUGGUGAAGUGGAGAAGGUGCCAAGGAUGUACAUAAAGACAAGUCAAGACCAUGUGAUGAAGGCAGAGCAACAAGAAGCCAUGAUAAAGAGGUGGCCACCAUUGAGUGUGUAUGAACUAGACAGUGAUCAUAGUCCUUUCUUCUCUACCCCGUUUCUCCUCUUUGGGUUACUUGUAAAAGCUGCAACUCUUCACUUUGGAUGCAGCUUUACUAACCCUCCUUCAUAAGUUUUCUCUCCAAACCAUGGGGUGUGGAAGAUCACAAUUUGAGAGUAUUUGUUAAAUAUUGAAGGAUGGAGUUUAAUAAAACAAUGAUUAAUUAUAAGAAAGUAAUA
Molecule: messenger RNA, 981 nt
Organism: Vigna radiata var. radiata (mung bean)
Lineage: Eukaryota; Viridiplantae; Streptophyta; Magnoliopsida; Fabales; Fabaceae
Product: methylesterase 17
Exons: 4
Coding region: 17-874 (285 amino acids)
Biological process (GO): salicylic acid metabolic process; jasmonic acid metabolic process
Molecular function (GO): methyl salicylate esterase activity; methyl jasmonate esterase activity; methyl indole-3-acetate esterase activity
Source: RefSeq, a predicted model, not a curated record